Molecule: messenger RNA, 10082 nt
Organism: Lates calcarifer (barramundi perch)
Lineage: Eukaryota; Metazoa; Chordata; Actinopteri; Centropomidae
Product: trichohyalin
Exons: 11
Coding region: 112-7551 (2479 amino acids)
Source: RefSeq, a predicted model, not a curated record
ACAACGUCGUCGCACCUAACAACAUCACAAACCAGGAGCGAGUUUUCGGGACUGAAAGUGAAGAGUGAAAGUUCUGAAGGAAAGUAAAGGUUUUCUGAGAAGAGCACAGGGAUGAAGUUCCCUGUUGAUUUCCUGGCUGAUGUUAGCCAGGCAGAGCUGGAACAGUCAGCCCACAGCUACAUGAACAACCUCCUCUACAGCAGCCCUGAUUCUCCUGAGCACCUCACCCUCUCUGACUCCACUCAGGUCACUAUAGACAUUUCCAGCGUGGGUUUCACCCCUCUGUAUGGAUCUAGUGAUAAACAGAAGGUCCUGGCCCUCUUCUCUCCCAGAGACCCAUUCACUGCAGUGGGUCUGUACUUGCUGGACCAGUGGUGGGCAGUGGACGAUAUUCUCAAGACAGCAGACCCUGCUCGAGAUGGGGCUGUGGAGGUGGAGACAGUAGGAGAGAGAAUAGUUUUAUACAUCCUUAAUCGUGUCAUCUAUAGAGCUAAGGAGAUGAGCUCUGAAGAGCUUCCCUUCCUCUGCCAUGGAGAAAAAGAUUAUGCAAAAAUCCUCUGGAAUGAUGGAGAGGCUGUUGGCUUCUAUUCAGUCAAACCCUCAGGCAGAUUAUGUAAUUCUUUUUCAACCAGAAGCUAUCAGCUCCCUGUGAUGGACUCCAUAUUUGUUAGAAAAUGUCAUCGUGGAAAAGGCUUUGGUCUUCAGAUGCUGGAAGACUUUGUGCUCAGUUUCAAAGAGGACUGUCUGGGGUUGAGGUACCCCCUCACAAAAUCCAUGUAUAAAGUGUGUGAGAAGUACCUGUGUCAGUACCCAGGAGACACAGAUCUGCUAUGGGAGGUGGAGAGCAUAGGUAUGCCCAACCAGAGGGCCAAUAUUGCCAGCAAGAUCCAGGCGAUGGAUUUGAAUGCAGUAUGCAAGAGUCUGUCAUUCACAGGAGAAUCACUUAUGAUUACUGAAGUGACUGAAAAGGAUGUGGAGAGGGAACCAGUGACCACACAAAUAAAAGACACAGAAUCUAUGGAAUACACAGUUGAAAUUGUGGAGGAAGUGACAGUAGUGAGAGCUCCCAAAGUUUCAGAGGCAGAGGAAGUGCCUGUUGCAGUUCUGGGAAGGGGUAGAGGCUCAAAACAAAUGAACAUCACCCAGAAGACUACAGAGGACAAAUCAAAAAAAGUUAUUAGAAUCGAGGAUAUUGAAGCAGAAACCCCCCGAGAGCAACAACUUAUUGUGCAUGGGAAAACAGCACUGUAUACGGUGUCUGAGUCGGCACAGACUGAGGAUAUGUUCAAUGUGACUGCUGAAGAAAAAAGAGAGGCUGUAGUUGAUACUGCAUCUGAAGAAGAAGCAGGUAUGAUGUUGGACAAACCAGCCACUGUCCCAGCCUCACAAGACUUAGAAGAAUUUAGUAUAACUGCACCAAUGACUGAGGAGCUACAAGUAGAAGAUGAUGCCACACAGGAUCUGAAAAACACCUCCCGUGACUCACAGAUAAUAGUUGAGAAUGUCGCAUCAGAAAUUGAGGAACCAGAAGAAGAGUGUCAGAAGGAAGACACUGAUGUAUCUGUGGUUGCUGAAGGAGUUGUAGAGGUAGACAAGGAAGCAGAAGCUCUGAAUAAAGUCUCUGCUGGAAAGUCAGAUGAAAGUGUUACACAACAUGAGUUAAGUCUAUCAACACACAAACCAUCAGAGGAUGGUGAUGCUGGACAAACAGGGAAAACUGUUGUAAGGGCGAUACAUCUUGUACAGAAUGAAACCCCCCGACAGAGAUCUCAACAUAGCAAGCCGCAGGACAAUGUGAUGAUGGAAACUACAGCCUGGGAUGGAGGGAGAGUUUUGAGAGGAAGAACUGUUAUGAGCACCCCCACGCCCAAACGAAAACAUACCAGACACAGCCUGAAAGUAUGUGAAGAAUUAGACAAAGAGUUUAAUGAAGUGGUAGAGAAGGAUCAAGUUUCUACAGCUGAAGUAGUGGAGGAGAUAUCUGUAAAUGAGAGAGAAGAAAAAGAAGAAAUUAACCCCACAAAAGAGGAUAUAGUUACUGUGGAAGAAUUACCUGAGGAAGAAAAGCAACAGAGCGAUGAUGAACGACUGACAAAUGAAGAGGAGACAGAGAAACAAGGAGAGCCUGGGGUGGAAAAUAGUGUAGUUAAGAAGAGUUCCACAGAGCUUCCAGAUACAGCAGAGACUGUACUUUCAGAGGAAAAUAAGUAUGAAAAAGUAACAGAUGAAUCUGAGAAAGAGGAAAAUGAUGAGGAGGUAGAUACAUCAGUGAUACAGGAUAAACGUGAGGAUUCUCAUGAUGACAUAAAUGAACCCCCUGUUGUACAGAGGAGAGCAGCAAGAGGCAGACAGAAAGUAAGUCCUAAACCUAAGCCCAAAAAACAAGGUAAAAGACAUCACAAACAAGAAGAGCCCACAAAUGAGGCAGACCUAAGAGCAGUAGGUUCUGCUGAGGAGAAAGCAGAUGAACAAGCAGCUGAAAGUAAACAGAUGGAAGAACACCACCAGGAGGAACAAGAGGGGACCGAUGACAAAACAGAGGAAGAGAUAUCUACCGAAAAUUUGACUGUUAUGACAGAAGGUACAAUUCCACAGACAGAGGAAGCAACAGAGGAUGUAAUACCUUCAAAUGAGGUGAAUGCAGAGGAGAGCAAGGAAGCACAGGACAAAGAAGAGACUGAGAGAGAGACAGAGACUGCAUCAGCAAUGGAAACAGAUCAGGAGGAAGAGGCAGUUGGGGUGAGUGGUGUGGCAGAUGACAUGAGGGAGCCCAACACUGUUGUUCCUGCUUCAGAAACAGUAAUAUGUGAUGAAGUUCAAGAUGAGGCAGUUGUACCAGUACUUGAGGAGCCUCAGGAAAAGGACACUGGCUCUGAAAUUCCCAAGCUACACAAAGCCACUGUCAUCUUAGUAGAUCUAAAAUCAACCUGCCAUCACCUUAGCAUGAAUGAGGCAGAAGAUAAAACAGUUGCUGCUCCAGAAAAGGAACAGGUGGGGCUGAUAGCAGCAGAAGAUAAGGAAGUCUCUAGUUGUGUUGCAGAGAAGCAAACAUCAGAGCCAAAAAUGCUAAUAUUGGAAGAGAAGGAUGGAGGGAAACAGGAGAACAUUACAGAAAAAUCUGUAGAUGCAACUGCAGAGGCAGAGACUGUCAAGAAGGAGGAGUUUGAAGAGGAUUAUUCCAAAAAAGAAAAGAAAAAAUCUGCCAGUGAGGAUGAGACAAAAAGUGAUGCAGGGGAAGCACCAGUCAUUGAAACCAGGGUUCUUAGAAGUGGAAGAAAGAUUGUUGAAGCAAGCUGUAAAUCCAGAGGGAGAAGCAACCAACACCAGGAAGAAGACACCAUAGACAUUAUUGAAAAGGAGGUGGAUGAAUUAGAAGCAGGCACUGUUGAGGGUGAAGGAGAGAUGGAAGCUGUGACAAAGAAUGUGCUCACAGUAAUAGUUCCGGUGCAGGAGGAAGAGUCUGCAGCUUUGGACAUAUGUGCAGAUACAGAGGCCGACAUUCCAGUAGGAGAUGAUACUGAAGAGAAUCUUCGACCAGCUGUGGUGGAUGAGGCAAUGAGCUUGGAAGAGGAAGAAGAACCAGUUGUUGAAACCAGAGGUCUAAGAAGUCUAACAAAGACAGGUACAGCUACAGCAACAUACAAAACACCAAGAAGUGGAAAGCAAGUGGAUGAACAAAAAGCAGAAAACAGUGAAGAUGAAGAAGUAGCAGUGACAACAAGAACACUAAGACAGGGGAGGAUAUCUAACUCUGCCACACCUAAAAGUAAAUCCAGAAGAACUUGUAAACAAAUCAGGGAAGAAGAGCAAAAGGAUGAAGAGGAAUCUAAAAGUGUAGAGGAAACAGCAGUGGGAGAACAAAUGGUAGUCAAUGAAGCUGUUGUAGAAAAGACAAAUGAAGAAAUAGAAGGAAAAAAUGAGGAUAUAGGAGAAAAGGCUAAGGAGGAAGCUGCUGCUGAAAGGGAGGAAAUUUUAGAGUCAGAGGUAGAUGUGCAGGAAGGGGAAGCUUUGGCAGAGGAAGGACAAAAUGUGGACGAGCAUUCAGAGGUCACUCUUGCAGAAAGGGAGGGUUCGGGUGAAGAAUACAAUGAACCAGUCAUGGAGAUUGAGGAAGCAGAACUACCACCAGUUGCUGUAACUAGAUCUUUGAGAAGUGGUGGAAAGACAUCCAAAGCACCAUCAAAAACCAGACCCAGAAGAAGCAAAAAGCAGGAAGAUGAAGAGAAGGAGGAGGGAGGGGCAUCUGACGAACAGAUUGCUGAUGGAAAUGAGUCUCCAGUAGAUACAAGUAUUCUGAGAAGGGGAAGGAAGUCUCUAAGUAGAGGCUCCAAACAGCUCCAGAAACUUGUCACUGUAGAUGUGCAAAAAGGAGUGUCAGAGGAAGGCACAAUGGCAGUGACUGAAGAGGAGGAGAACACAGCUGGUAUUACUACUGCUGCAGAUGAUUUAGUACAAGAGGGAGAGAUAAAUCCACCAUUAGCCAAACCUGACAUUGACUCAUCUGUACUUACACGUAGUGAAGAGGAGGCAAUACCUGCAACUGAUGAGCAACAGAGCAAGGAAAUGACAUCCCAGGUUUCUGAUCUCCAAAGAGUGACUGUGGUUUUAUUGGACCUGAAGAAAACCUAUCAUCAAAUCCAGGAUGAAACAGCAGCUGUUGAGGAGGGUGUUCCUGUAGAAAACACUGCUUUUGAGGAAAAAGAGGAGCAAAGGGGACAAACAAUGAAAGAGGAAGAAACAAUGGCAGAAGAACAUGUUCCUGUUUCUUCUGGGGAAAUAGGAAGAACUGAACUGGAGAAGGUGGUAUUGGAAGAGGAAGAGUUGGAGGAGAGCGUGAAAGAUGUAGUUACAACACAGGAAGAUACAGGGGAGAGCAGUGUUGAGGAGACAGAGACUAAAAAUGUUGAGGAGGAGGAGGAACCUAAAGUCACUGAGACCAGAAAAUGGAGAAGUACAAAACAUUCUGCCAAAGCUACACCAAAAUGCAAAUCAGCAAGAAGCAGAAAGAAGAUGGGUGAAGAGGAAAAGGAGGCAGCUUCAGAAAUGAGCGAAGAGGAACCAGUAGUUAAAGUCAGAGUUUUAAGGAGGGUAAGGAAGUCUAUACCUGUCACUCAAAGAUUUACUACAAGAGACCAAAAGCAACUCCAGAAAGAAGAAGGGGAGGGAGGAGAGAAAUCUACAGGAGUUGAGGAGAAAGAGGCAGAGGAAGAGGAAGAACAUAUUGAGGAACAUCAGAUGACUGAUCAGGAGAAGGGAGAAAGAACUGACAAAAAGGAUGCAACUCAACAAAUAGAAAAAAUAGAACCAGAAAUGGGCAUAGAGAAAGUGGAUACUAUGACAGAGGAAGUUGUCACACAACAAGAUGGUUCAGAGGAGGCACAGACUGGCAGUACUGAGACAGCUGCAGAUGGGAAUACAGAAUCUCCAGUUGGACAAAGUACUGAUGAGAGAAAAUGUUCAGAUGAUUUUGCACAGGAACCAGUUACAACACAAGAUACAGUGGAGGGGGAUCAGUCCAUCUCCACAUCUGAAGUGGCAGAAACUGCAGCUGGAGAAAGUGCACAAAAGACACCACUCACAGCAAAGGACAACAAGGAAAUAUUUGUCUCUGAGGAGGAAGAAGAUUCAGUUAUUGAAACAAGAAUCCUGAAAAUUGGGGAAAAGGCAGUGAGAACCAAACCACAAAGCAAAAACACAAAAAGACAAGAUGAAGAGCAAGAUGUGGAGACAACAGGAAAUGAAAGCACAGACAAAGAUGAACUAGCGGUAGAAACAAGAGUUCUGAGGAAAGGAAGAAGGUCUGCUCAUGGCACACCUAGACAUGAAUCCAAAAGACACCACACACAGUGUCAGCCAGAGGAAGAUCCAGAAGAGGUAACUACUCCAGCUGAAGGAGAGGAAGCUAAAGCUGAUGAGAAUGAAAGCAGCAGUGAUGACAAAAAAGAUGAGGAGGCUAUAGCUCAGAGAGAAGAAAAUACAGAGCCAGAAUAUGAUAUGGAAAUUGUAGAAACUGUGGCAGAGGAAUCAUGCACAGAGCAAGAGACAGUGGAAGGGGAACAGUCUGCUGUUUUACAGACAUAUGCAAAUGAACAGGGAAAAGGACGGGGAAGUGGUGAAGAGACCGCUAAUACAAAUAAGGGAAAUGUUACUGAUGUGGAGGAAGCAGCAGUUGUUGAAUCCAGAGUUCUCAGAAGUGUCAAGAAGACAGUAAAAGCCACACCAAGAUCCAAAACCACAAAAAGCCAGCAGCAGGAAAACGAAAAAGAGGGGAAAGAGGUGGAAAGGUGUGCUGAUACAGAUGAGCCACAAGAAACAAGAACUCUGAGGAAGGUGAGGAGUUCUGCUCCUGCCACACCUAGACAUAAAUCCAAAAGGAUUUGUACACAGUCUCAGCCAGAAAAAGAGGCAGAAGAAGUAACUUCUCCAGCCGAAGAGACUGAAGGAGAAGAGGGGCAGGAGUCAUUUGAGCAGAAAAUGGAGAAGGCUGAGGAAGAGGGGAAGUGUAUGGAAAUGGAGGUGGAGAAAAAGAAAGAUUUGGAAGAUGAACAAGUUGAGAAUUCAGCUGGAGGAGAAUCUGUUGUGGAAGAUGCAGGACAGAUGAAGGAUGUCUUGACAGAGGGAACAGCAGUGCCUGAAAAGGAAGACAACAGCAUGGGAGCUAUGGAUAAGACCAGAACUGACACAGUCCAGAUAUCAUCAGAUGCAGCAGAAGGGACAAACUCUGCUGAGGAAAAGGACAAGACUGGACAAGAGGCGGAUCCUCCAGCUGAGGAUAUUGCAAAGGAAAUGGUUGAGGAAAAAGCAGAUUUGAUCAACAACAGAGUACUAGAGCCAGCUCCUGAAGAAUCAGCAACAGAAGAAACUCAGUCACCAGAGGAGGAGUCCUCUGGUGAAAGUCAAGAAGAUAAAACUGUAGACUCCUCGGUAGUAGAAGGCAGAAAUCUGAAAAGGAUGAGGAAAACUGCAAACGGAGAACAGGACGAAACAGAGGAAAGAGGAAAAAGACCAAGAGUGGAUUACAGGGAAGACGAGGAGGAGGAUGGGGGAGGUGGGACUGAGGCGGCCGCUGACAAGGAGAACGAGGAUAAAGCAGAAUCAGAUGAAGAUCAAGACAAAAAGAAAGCUGAAUAUUUUGCUGAUGAACAGAGGGAGGAGCUACAGGAAAGCAAAAAAGAAGAAAACUUAGAGAAAGACAUGGGAGCUGUUGAGAGUAGUAGUGAAAAGGGGCCCACUCUCACUUUAGUAUUGAAUACAGAUGGAGAGGUAGAAGCAGCAGCUGUUAGUCAAGAGCAUGAGGAAGAUGAGCUGAAUAUUUUAGAGGAGGAGGUGGAGCCUAUAGUGAUUGGGAAGAGAGUUUUAAGAGGGAGGUCAGUUCCUUCAAUAAUAAUCACACCCCGAUCUAAACCCAGACAUCGCAGUGCUACAGUUCAAAAAGCAGAGGAGUCUGAUGAAGAAAAGAGCCCUCAGUCAGCUCGGAAAAGAAGUCUCCGAAAGAGAAAAAGUACUAAGGUAACAUCAACUCACAAAUCUGAGCGUCACAGCAGAGUUUAGGGUGAUCUGAAUCCUAUGAUUGACAUUUACACCAAAAUACAUUAAGUAGUGUACAAUUACAAAAUUGGGAAAAUGUGACAAAAUAAUAAGAUAAAAUAAAAUAAAAAAGUCUACUCUGCCAAAGUUACAGCUUCCAUUUAAAGUUUGUCUACAAUUAGAAAAUUUGUCAAAGUUUCCCCUUCACUGUGAACCUGACCCAGGGACUCUGUAUUGCACUGGGACAGACUAAAACGUGCCAUCAUGAUCAUUUACCUCUAUUAUCAUACAUACAAAUUUGAGUGGAAAAAAAACAAAUCUCAAAAUAUUGUCAGGAAGUUUUUAUGCUUGGCUCAGGUGGAAAACUUGACGCAUUGAUAAAAGCAAAAUACAACAAAUUGCAAAGGAAACAUCCAUCCAUCCAUUAUCCAUACUGCUUAUCUGUUAAAGGUCGCGGGAGGCUGGAGCCUAUCCCAACUGACAUUGGGCCAGUCCAUCACAGGGCCAACACAUAUAAACAAACAAACAUUCACACCUACAGGUAAUUUAGAGUCACCGAUUAACCAAACGUGCAUGUCUUUGGACUGUGGGAGGAAGCCGGAGUACCCGGAGAGAAUCCACACAGGCACAGGGAGAACAUGCAAACUGCACAGAAAAGCCCCAGGCUCGAACCCAGAACUUUCUUGCUGUGAGACAACAGUGCUAACCACUGCACCACUGUGCUGCAAAGGAAACAGCCUUAGCAAAUUAAUUCUACAUUCCUUAAAUUAACACAGAAAACAAACAAAAUUUUAUACAUCCAAUGUUUUCUCACCUUAUUCUCACCUUGACUGGUGCUAUUUUAAUUGCAUCAUCAUGUUGCACACUCUUCUGUUUUCAGUGGUUUAAUAUCACCUGACUCAGGAAUUAGCUCCACUAACUGGAUGGAAACAUUACUUAUUUGCAUUUCAUGAAUUUCUCAAAACUUUGGUUGAAGACCCCAGAUCUUCCACUAAAAGAAAAUAAAAUUCUGCGUCACCACCAUAUGCUGUUAAUCCUUAGAACAGUACGGCCAUGUUCAGACAGACAACAGCACAAUCAAAACAGUCAAAACAAUCCAUUCUCCCCCUCUCUAUAAGAUCCAGUGACAUACUAUGAGAGUAGCCCUUUGCAGUGGUGACAGAGAAGCUUUGGCAAAAAAAGUUCCUUAUUACCUCUCAGUCAUUGAGAUGGAGGGUAAAAUGAUUGCCAUGGUGAUACCUUCCCAGAAAUCCUGUCUCAUAGUAUUACCUGGCACUCCCACCCUGUCCUAAUCUUCUCCAGAACUGUUCUCAAAUAUUCAUUUUCAGUACUGGGAGACUUGCAGAGCUUCUGCAGUAGCUAAGAGAUCAGUUCUAUUUGACCUAUUUAAGGCAGCAGUAUUCCACAGAUGUAUAAUAAAACCAAAGCUACCAAAACCAAAGAAAAAGAUUUUAGAGCCACACAUGAUGGUCUAUUGUUUCUGCAACUUCAGACUUAUUAGUCUGAGAUUUUGAGUGUGUUGCCUUUUUCUGGUUUGUAUAUAAUUCAAUAUAUCAAAUUCAAUAUCAAUUGAAUUUUUGAUUUAAAACACCAAGUUUCAUUACAAAGAGUUCACUGCAGUCUGGUCACAAAUACACAUAUAUAUAUGAACAAGCCAUAAUCAGCAUUUUAAUAAGAAUUCUUACAAGUGGUGAACUGAUAUUUUUAUAAUUUAGAUAUAUUUUCCUAUAUUCUAUUAAAAUGUGAAUCUGGACAAAAAAUGUCCCAUACAGACUCAGCAGCCUACCAUGUGUACAAAAACUCCCCCAUCUGUAUAGAAUGUAGGAAGACACACAUUGGCAUGGUUGAACCACAAAUGGCUCCAACAGUCCAAAGAUAUGUAGAUUAGUUUAAUUUGCGACUCUAAAUUACUCAUAGGUGUGAAUGUGCAACCUGUAAAAGGUGUACCCUGCCUCUCACCCUCUGUCAGCAAGUCCUCCUCCACCCUCAAAGGAUAAGUGAUAUAGCUGAUGGAUGGAUGAAUAACAUAUUCUUGCUUUGCAACUCUCCACAGGACUCAGGUUGUAAUAUUAACAUUCUCUUUUUAUCUCAGUUUCUCUGAUUUUAUUUUAAGCAUCUCAUAUGUAUUACUUUUUUUAAAACUAACUUUGUGAACUAAGCAUUAUACCAUGUAGAGAGGACAAUUUUUUUCAAGUCAUCACAUAGCCAGUGUCAUCAGUCAUGUUUUAAUAAAGAGAUAUUAUCUAUUCCAAAUUAUUCCUUGUGUUAUCAAUGUCACUUUCAGUGUCCAUGUUGUGUCUAUUAUUUGGAACUUGGAAGCUAACAAUAAUUAAGCAGUAUGAUCUAAAGCUCUGAUCUUUUACAAAUGUAUUUUGUGCUUAAUAGCAGCCACCAUUUAGGUCAUAAGGCAAUAACCUUCAGUCAUUUAACGUCAUUAACUGCAUUUAUUUUUCCUCUCAUAAUGUUUUCUGUGGAGUAAUCUUUCUCUGUAAAGUUAUUUUUCCAUAAUCUGAGAUUCCUAUUUUUGUGGCAAAUAAAGAUUUCUGAAGAUAGUA